Osmerus eperlanus (European smelt) is the source of this 1026-nucleotide messenger RNA. It is a transcript of the gene tnfaip6, whose product is annotated as tumor necrosis factor, alpha-induced protein 6. The transcript has 6 exons. Gene Ontology annotation, biological process: cell adhesion; negative regulation of inflammatory response. Gene Ontology annotation, molecular function: hyaluronic acid binding. NCBI's taxonomy places the organism in Eukaryota, Metazoa, Chordata, Actinopteri, Osmeriformes, Osmeridae. The record is from RefSeq and is a predicted model, not a curated record. The coding region runs from base 21 to 899 and encodes 292 amino acids.
UAUUUAAGGCCAGUCGCCAAAUGAGCAGUAAGCACAGCGCGCGGUGGCAUCUAGCAAGAACGCAGAAUUUAAGCUGGCCUGCGCACAGGGAACGACACAACGGAAGGAUGCGCAUCUUCGCUGUCGUCUGGAUCACUGGUUUCCUCAUGAAGGAGGCGCAAGCCUGGGGCUUCAGGAAUGGGAUAUUUCAUAACUCAAUUUGGCUUGAGCAAGCAGCUGGGGUCUACCACAGGGAAUCACGCAAAGGGAGAUAUCAACUGACUUACAUGGAGGCCAAGGCUGUGUGCAAGUAUGAAGGAGGAAAAUUGGCCACUUAUGAGCAACUGGAAGCUGCACGCCAAAUAGGCUUUCACGUAUGUGCCGCAGGAUGGUUUGAUAAAGGACGUGUUGGCUAUCCCAUUGUCAAAGCUGGCGUCAACUGUGGCUUUGGGAAAGUUGGUAUCGUUGACUAUGGCUACAGGCUGAACAAGAGUGAGAGGUGGGACGUGUAUUGCUACAACCCAGACACAAAGGAGUGUGGUGGGGUUCUGACAGAUCAACAGAAGAUCAUACAGUCCCCUGGUUACCCUAACGAAUAUCAGGAUGAGCAGAUUUGCUACUGGCACAUUCGUGUGCGAUACGGCCAGAGAAUCCGCCUCCACUUCCUGGAGUUUGACAUAGAGGAUGACAUGUCCUGCCUGGCUGACCACCUGGAGAUCUUUGACAGCUAUGAUGACAUCUUUGGCUUUGCCGGAAGGUUCUGUGGUGAUUAUUUACCAGAUGACAUAAUUAGCACAGGAAACGUCAUGACACUGAAGUUUCUCUCUGAUGCAUCUGUGACUGCAGGAGGCUUCCAGCUCCAGUACACAGCCUUUAACGCAUCUAUGCUUUCAGAGAACAACACUGAUUAUUACACUUGACCAAUGACAUAUUGGAGUCAAUGUACUGUAUGUUGUUGUAGUCGUUAGCCAUGUAAUUAAUGAGUAUUUGAAGUUUGAAGAAAUAGUUCUGUAUUAAAUCCAUAACAUUAAAUACGCCAUAAUCAUG